Messenger RNA from Dentiscutata erythropus, 195 nucleotides. The record is from the annotation of a GenBank genome assembly. NCBI's taxonomy places the organism in Eukaryota, Fungi, Glomeromycota, Glomeromycetes, Diversisporales, Gigasporaceae.
UAUUUUUAUUGGAAAACAAAUAUUCCAAAUACCUUUGCAAUUAAGGCAUCUCAAGAACUAUUUCCUGAUAUAGAUGAAUUACUUACUCGCUUUCUGUCACCUACUGUUUUAAAAAUUCAACAAGAUGAAAUAAAAAAAGCCUUAAUAUAUCAAGCUACUAAAGUUGAUAAUAAUGAAAUUCUACAAUGGAAUGAG